Oryzias melastigma (Indian medaka) is the source of this 3535-nucleotide messenger RNA. It is a transcript of the gene ptdss2, whose product is annotated as phosphatidylserine synthase 2. NCBI's taxonomy places the organism in Eukaryota, Metazoa, Chordata, Actinopteri, Beloniformes, Adrianichthyidae. The coding region runs from base 341 to 1825 and encodes 494 amino acids. Gene Ontology annotation, molecular function: L-serine-phosphatidylethanolamine phosphatidyltransferase activity. Gene Ontology annotation, biological process: phosphatidylserine biosynthetic process. The record is from RefSeq and is a predicted model, not a curated record. The transcript is spliced from 13 exons.
AAUGUUAAAUUACCAAUUGUACAUGUGUGUCACUCGGUUGGUCGCCGAAAAGAGUCCAUCUGCAUGGCUGAAUGUGUAACUGGCGGUGUAUGGCUGUAUGAUACGGUAGCGUUCAAAUUACCUUCUCUCUUUACAGCAAAGCGGAUUUGAAGCGCACGUGCUAAUGUAACUAUAGCAGCGACUAAAGCCGAUCCGGACCGUGGCUUCUAAUCCUGUAAAUGCAGCUGGAUGCUUGGGUGGGGCUGACGCAGAUGACAGAGGACGGGAGUGGAGCCCUUCGGAUAAGCCCAACCGCACUGGCUCAUAUUUAAAGCACCGCGGGCUGUCCGUGGGCGCAGCCAUGACCAAGCCCGAGACGAAGAAGAGCGGCGGCAGGAGCUCCUCCGCCGCCCCCGCUGUCAAGCAGGACGACAACGGCGCACUGGAGGUCGGCUGUCCGGACUCGAGCCCGAGCGGCAAAGUCAAGGUGAUGAGGCAGACCUCCAAGGAGAGCCUGCACCGGAGGCACGCGGAGUGCGAGGUGUACGACGACGGGACCAACACCUUUUUCUGGCGGGCUCACACUCUAACGGUGCUCUUCAUCCUGACCUGCGCUCUGGUCUACAUCACACUGUUGGAGGAGACUCCUCAUGACACGGCAUACAACACUAAGAGGGGCAUCGUGGCCAGCAUCCUGGUCUUCCUCUGUUUUGGAGUCACGCAGGCCAAAGAUGGACCUUUCACCAGACCACACCCAGCUUACUGGCGGUUCUGGCUUUGUGUGUCAGUCGUGUACGAACUCUUCCUCAUCUUCAUCCUGUUCCAGACGGUUCACGAUGGCCGCCAGUUCAUGAAGUACAUUGAUCCCAAAUUAGGGGUACCCCUCCCCGAGCGCGACUAUGGUGGAAACUGCCUGCUCUACGACCCAGGGAAUACCACCGACCCCUUCCACAACAUCUGGGACAAAAUGGAUGGCUUUGUUCCAGCGCACUUCUUGGGCUGGUACAUCAAAACUCUAAUGAUCCGGGACUGGUGGAUGUGCAUGAUCAUCAGCGUCAUGUUUGAGUUCCUGGAAUACAGCCUGGAGCACCAGUUGCCCAACUUCUCCGAGUGCUGGUGGGACCAUUGGAUCAUGGAUGUGUUGCUGUGCAACAGUUUUGGGAUCUACUGUGGGAUGAAGACGCUGGCUUGGUUGUCCAUGAAGCCAUACCAGUGGCAGGGCCUCUGGAACAUUCCUACAUACAAGGGUAAAAUAAAGCGAAUAGCAUUCCAGUUCACGCCGUACAGCUGGGUGAAGUUUGAGUGGAGGCCGGCUUCAAGCCUUCGUCGCUGGCUGGCUGUACUCGGCAUCAUCUUCAUGUUCCUCCUGGCAGAGCUGAACACUUUCUACUUGAAGUUCGUGUUGUGGAUGCCUCCUGAACACUACCUGGUGCUGCUCCGUCUCGUCUUUUUCGUCAAUGUGGGGGGCGUGGCCAUGAGGGAGAUCUACGACUUCAUGGACGACCCGAAGUUCCAUAAAAAGCUGGGCCAGCAAGCGUGGCUGGUUUCUGCAAUCACAGUCACAGAGUUCCUCAUCGUGGUCAAGUACGACCCCAACACCAUCAUGCUGCCCAUCCCCUUCUUCGUCAUAGAGUGCUGGUUUUUAGGAAUCUUCCUCAUCUUCAUCUGGACUCUGUGGCGAUUCUUCAUCCGUGACAUCACACUCCGCUAUAAAGAGACUCGGCGGCGCAGGCAGGAAGUGCGCGCCGACUUGGACCGGCCUUUGGGUAACGGCAGCACAGCCGCCCCGUCCGGACGGAGCAAGCUGAACGGCAGCUCUGAGACGCUGCGGCAGAGGAAAUCCUGAGGCUGGACGUCACGCCCCGACAGCUGACCAGGAAAGGAGGGGUUUUUACGGAAGGAGAUUUGUUACUUAGAGGCAAGCAGGUGGACACACAGUGCCGUUUAGGUUUGUUCUUGUGCCUACAUCAACCAAGUAGUGGUGAAGCCCAGGCAGAUUGGUCUGUUGUGUAGUUAGUUUCAGACGAGGAUCCGCCUCAUUCUGUUACCUUUUUCUUUGUAAACAUUCGUGAAGUUGUGCAGAGGAAACGAAGCGUUUUGGAGAUACUGCUGUCCGGAGGAAGAGGGCGGGGCAUGUGGGCGGUGCUAUGGAAGGGUUGUGGAAUCUACACUUUUGACUAAAAUUCAACAAUAAUUUCCCUUUUUUCUCAGCUGCACUUUAUCUAGAGAAGCGGAAGGCGGCGUCUCAGUCCACGCCUGAAAUAAUGUUUGUGGUGCGAGUGAGGAAAGGAGGUUUUAACGCUGAUUUUACUGGUUGAAGUGACUGACCUGCGUUCUGUUUGUACACUGCUGUGCGUUUUUCUGUUACAUUUGUGAACCGCCGUGACACCAGUUCUACUCACUACAAUGCUGGACAUUUGCAAUAGUAGGUACAUGAGACGUUUAUUUUGUUUACAUGAGCAAAACGAUCGGUUUGUGAGUCUGGGGGCGUUUCUUUUUUCCUUUUUUUUUGUCUGACAUUGAAAGCAGCACUGACCAAAAGCCAUUCUCUUCUCUCAGGCUUUGCUUUCAAAGAAAAGAAAAGGUUUUGGAGAGGUGAGAAACAACAAAAAAUCAGACGGCUUUAUGGAGUUUCUUUUUAAACUGAAGUAAAUAAGCUUUAGAAAUGGGAUGUUUCAUAUUUUUUUGUAGAUUUUAUAGAGUUUAUUUAAAAAACAAACGUCAGACUUUUUUAGAAACACUAGACGGUGUUUGUGUCGCGCUCCAAAAGAAACCUGACUAUCAUUCAGCCACUUCGCAGGAAAAAAUGUGUUCAACAUAAAUCAACUUUAUUUUAUAAGGAAAAAAGACGGUUCAGGUGUUUGGAAACACAUCAACCUUCAUUCUCAACUGCUGUUAGCUCACUAAAAAUCAGAUGUUUCGUUUCUUUUUCUCGUUGUGACCAAAGUGAAUCUAUUUGUGACCCUUCACAUGUGGAGUCAGGCCGACGUCAUCCAUUUUCCAAUCAGUAUAAUGUGACUAUAAGCUGUUCCAAUCAUUAAGCUUUUAUUUUUAUUUUAUUAAACUGACCUUUUUGAUUUUUUUCUGUCAUAAUUUUUCACCUCUUCUUUUCUUCAAAAUGUGAUUCCUGUGCACAUUUAAAACUCCUUGAAAUAUUUUGUUGCGUGGUCAAAGAGUGUAUUUAUUCUCUGCUGUCUUAAAUCACUUUUAUUCCUUAAUUUGCCUCUUAAUUGAAUAAAGGGGAUAAGAAAGCGGGCUGGCGGAGGGGGUUUAUUUUUUGAAAAGCUUAAAUCGGUGGAUAAAAUAGUAAAUCUUAAAAUUUUAAAAAUUGAGCCAUGAAGGAAGUUUUUAAAAAUGAAAGUUUCCCUUUCAGCCACAUGGGGGCGCUGUAUGUCCGGAUGGUUCUGCCCUGUGCUGUCAGGUCUCCUCAAUGAUUGACAUAUUGCUGUAAAUGCCAUCUUGUGUGAAUUUACUGUCAGGACUUUAAAGAAAAACUGCUGCUGCUCUGUGUAAUUUUUUUUAAAAACAUUUUCAAUAAAAUCUAUGGGAAGUGUGA